Messenger RNA from Acanthoscelides obtectus, 2336 nucleotides. The record is from the annotation of a GenBank genome assembly. Lineage: Eukaryota; Metazoa; Arthropoda; Insecta; Coleoptera; Chrysomelidae.
UACUGUUGAUGUAAAUGAGAAGUUUUUAUUCUAACCAUGUUAUCCUUUAUGUCAAUUUGACAAUGGCAGCUGGAUGAUUGCACAAACCUCAAAAAUUCCCAACAAAAAUAAUGAAUAUGAACACAAAAACAAAUAAUUAUUCUAGAAAUAUAAGGGGAAUAUUAUCGAUAGAUCUAUAAACCGGAAUAACUAGCGAAUUAAUCUAACAAAAUGCCACGAGACAGAGAUCAAAGGUUGUCAGAGACGAAACACGAACGUCGCUCCCACAGCUCAAGCAGCCACAAAUCCAAGCAUGAUAAAGAAAAAUAUACAAAACAUAAGAAAAGGAGCCACAGUAAACACAAAAAGCACAAACAUAGAAGGAGCUCCAGUUCAGAUUCGAGCAAAAGCAGUGAUAGCACUUCUUCAGACGAUUCUGUGAAGCUGCUUCAGAAACUGAGUGAAGAACGCAUCAAAGCCACUGAGGAAAAGAAGAGACACAAGGAGAUUGUCAAAGCUACUGAGACAGCUGAGGAGAAAAGACUUAGAAGAUUAAUGAAGAAAGAGGCUAAGGAAAGAAGAAGAAAAGAAAGGAUGGGCUGGGAUAAUGAAUAUCUACAUUACACCAAUAGUGAUAAUCCUUUUGGUGAUGGAAAUUUGCUUUCUACUUUUGUAUGGAACAAGAAGCUGUCUAAAGAAGGCUUAGUAGGAGUUAGUCCUGAAGAAUUGGAGGCUAGAAACAGGAUGAAACAAGAAGAAAAUAAGAGAGAACUGGAAAAAGUAAAGAAAAGAAGGCAAGAAAGGGAGCUAGAGAGGCAAAAAAGGGAGGAAGAAACACAGAUGUUGCAAAGAAGUAAAGAGGCAGCUCAGUUUGAAGAAUGGGAAAGGCAGGAGGAUCAGUUCCAUUUGGAGCAGGCUAGGCUCAGGUCACAUAUUAGAAUUCAGGAUGGCAGAGCGAAGCCAAUAGAUUUGCUGGCCAAGUAUAUUAGUGCUGAAGAAGAAGUGGAUGCUGUCGAAAUGCACGAGCCCUAUACAUACCUCAAUGGACUUCCAAUCAAAGAUUUAGAAGACCUUGUAGAAGAUAUCAAGGUGUACAAAGAAUUAGAGAAAGGCAAGAAUCUGGACUACUGGAAUGACAUAACAGUCAUAGUUGAAGACGAACUGCAAAAACUGUACAAGCUAGAAAAGCAGGCUGAAAUCGACGCAGGAUUGGGAAGGAGAGAAGGCAUUCAUCAAGCUGUAGCAAUGGAUGUGACGACAGUUUUUAGGGGUAAAACUGCAAAGCAACUGGAGGAGCUGCAUAAACAGAUCGAGAAGAAAAUCAGUAGCAAAGUAGACGGCAUCGAUAUUGGGUAUUGGGAAUCUUUACUAAGCCAAUUGAAAGCUCACAUGGCGAGAGCCCGACUCAGAGACAGACACCAAGAGAACUUGAAACGCAAAUUGGAAAUGUUGAAGGCAGAACAAGCCGUGACGGCUCCGAUUUCUAAUGAGCCAUCGACGUCAAUCGAGGAACCAGGGAGAUCAAAACCUCACGGCGAUUCAUCUCCAGAUGAAGAUCAUGAUACUGACAAUGAAAGAACCGAAGAAGACGCGGCUAGUUCCUUGCUGAAAGAAUGUUUUGAUGCUUACGAAGCGGGCGGUUAUAGUCCAAAAUUGCUGAAACCCGAAGAUAUUGAACCCGGAACGAUAGUGGCUACUGAAGAGGACGAUUUGAAACGUUUGGAGUUUGCUAGGCUGCAAGUCGUGGGACAAGGCGCCAAAAUUGAGAAUGUCCUUACUAAAGAAGAAAAGCUGAUGCAAAAAGAGGCUCGUAAAGGCAUGGACGGCGACGAAGCCCAGUUCUCGGUUGAGCACAGUUUGGAUAACCAAGUGUACUUGUGGAGCGACAAGUACCGACCGAGAAAACCGAGGUACUUCAAUCGAGUCCACACCGGAUUCGAGUGGAACAAGUACAAUCAGACGCAUUACGAUAUGGACAACCCGCCCCCGAAGAUCGUGCAAGGUUACAAGUUCAACAUUUUCUAUCCGGAUUUGAUCGAUAAGAACAGCACGCCUGAGUAUUUCUUGACCGCUUGUCCAGAAAACAGGGAAUUCGCACUUUUGCGUUUCCAUGCCGGCCCCCCCUACGAAGAUAUCGCUUUUAAGAUCGUCAACAGAGAAUGGGAAUAUUCCUACAAAAGGGGAUUCAGAUGCCAGUUUCACAACAAUGUUUUUCAGCUGUGGUUCCACUUCAAGAGGUACAGAUACCGAAGAUGAAUAUUUGAAUAUAAAAUGUGUAAUGAUAAAGAAAAUUUGAAACUGUUAUUUUUAUUCAGCAGUGUGAAAUUGUAUAUUUUCGUCAAUAAAUAUAUUUUAAG